AACCCGUAAUGACUCUCCCAAGUUUCUUGAAUCAAAAUCUCUUCAUUGUAAUCUUUAUCUUUCCGUUGCAUGAUUUGAACCAAAAAGCUGAUUCCUUUUUCAUUGAAUCUGAACCUUCGCCAUGACUGAACCAAGAUGUUGACUUUCAUGACUCAAUCGAACAACAACAGCUGCAAGAAUUGAGACGGAGAAGAAGAAGACGACGUGGAUGAAGAAGAUCAGCAGAUCUCUCUAUUGGCUUUUCUAGUCGCCAUUUUCAGGAGAUCUCUGGUUUAUUGCAAAGAUCAAUCGGAGGGAGCUCUGUAGCAUGGAGAUAGGAUGGCCCACCAGUGUCCGACACGUGGCCUUCGAGCCUGAGGGUUCCCAGAAGCGCUCCAGUGCAACAGACAGUCUUUUGGGGUAUCAUAUGAUUUGAGAGGCAAUUGUGUACCAGCCAUACUCUUGUUGAUGCAAAACUGUUUAUAUACUCAAAGGUGUGUAAUGUUUUGCAUCAAAGAUAGUGUUUUUUGUUUUCCUUUCUAAUGUUCAUUUGGUUUAGAGAACUCCCUACGAGCGUUCUCGAUUCCUUGUCUUCUGAACAAGUGAUGCAAUGCCAAACGGAAGAGGACUAUGUGGAGCUAGUUUGGCUUCUUCCACCUACAGAUGUUCAGUAUGCGCAUCUUAACAAGAUGAACACAUUGAUUUAAAGGCCCUUUCUUGUGAUGGAUGAUCCAAUGACAGGUUUGAUGUAUGCUGUUCAAGUGAUGAACUUAAUAGAGAAAACUCUAAGGGAAAGGCAAGACUCUGUAGUUGAGGAAGGUCACGUCUUCCCUUUAGAACCUUCUGAUGAGAGCAGCGGUCACCAAAGCCCUUCACAGUCUUUGGCUUUUAACACCAUUGAAGAGAGUUAAGAGCUUCAACUAGACUACCUCGAAGUUGCAGAAAAUCAGAGUUUAAGCAGUGAGGAAUCAACCCAUAAUAAUGCCAGGACCAGUGACUCGGGUCAGAUGGAAACAGAGAUUAAAAGUAGCGUGCUGGCUCUGGCUCUUCCGGCUCAGUGGCCUGUUGGAAAAGGAUUGACCAACCUGAGCCGUCUAGGUUCGAGGGCAGAGCGUACUGAAGCUUGGCGGUGAAGAAAGGAGCAUAGAGGUUGUUGUUUUGCAUGUGUUAAUGUGUUUCUGUAGUUGUCGUUUCGAUUCUUUUUGUCUAUGUUCUAAAUUGGCUUCGUCUGUGUUAAACCGUCCAACACCAAUGCUUAACCAAACUUGUAAACCGUUUUAAACCGGUGGGCACUUGA
Messenger RNA from Brassica oleracea var. oleracea, 1276 nucleotides. RefSeq names its product rho GTPase-activating protein 1. Lineage: Eukaryota; Viridiplantae; Streptophyta; Magnoliopsida; Brassicales; Brassicaceae. Gene Ontology annotation, molecular function: GTPase activator activity. The record is from RefSeq and is a predicted model, not a curated record.